CCUCGGCCCAUACCUUUCUUCCCCGACUCCAGCUCUUGUUGCUUCUAUGUUUCCUUCCUCCCCCUCCUCGCCUCGGAAGGGUCUCCUGGUCGCUCGGCUGUUUGUCGCUCUGUUGCAGCCAUCCCGGACUAACGCAUUGUUGCUUUCUCACCGUCGUUGCCUCGUUCUUACUCUGCGAAGCUAUAUCUCUUCAGAUAUAUCUCUACACCGCUGGUGUUAGUCUUGAAUAGCCGGGCAAGAUGGUGAAGAUUUGCUGCAUUGGUGCUGGCUAUGUCGGUGGGCCAACCAUGGCCAUGAUUGCCUUGAAGUGUCCGGAUAUUGAGGUCGUGGUGGUGGACAUUAGUAAGCCCAGGAUUGCGGCCUGGAACAGCGAUGAACUGCCGAUUUACGAGCCAGGGUUAGACGAGGUGGUGAAGAAGUGCAGAGGAAAGAACCUGUUCUUCUCGACCGAGGUGGAGAAGCACGUUGCGGAGGCCGACAUUGUGUUCGUGUCUGUGAACACACCCACGAAGACCAGGGGAUUGGGAGCCGGCAAGGCCGCGGAUCUUACCUACUGGGAAAGCGCUGCGCGUAUGAUUGCUGACGUUUCCAAGAGUGACAAGAUCGUGGUUGAGAAGUCGACCGUGCCGGUGAAAACUGCCGAGGCUAUUGAGAAGAUUCUAACACACAACAACAAGGGGAUUAAUUUCCAGAUCUUGUCGAACCCUGAGUUUUUGGCUGAAGGUACCGCAAUCGAAGAUUUGGAGAAGCCCGACCGUGUUCUGAUCGGAGGGCGCACGACCCCCGAGGGGCAGAAGGCUGUGGCGGCCUUAAAGGCAGUGUAUGCUCACUGGGUGCCUGAGGACCGCAUUAUCACCACUAACCUGUGGUCCGCUGAACUCUCCAAACUCGCCGCCAACGCCUUCUUGGCCCAGAGGAUUUCUUCUAUUAAUGCCAUGUCCGCCUUGUGCGAGUCCACAGGCGCUGACGUGAGUGAGGUUGCCUACGCUGUCGGCAAGGACUCUCGUAUUGGCCCCAAGUUCUUGAACGCAAGCGUUGGAUUUGGUGGGUCUUGCUUCCAGAAGGAUAUCCUCAACCUCGUGUACAUCUGCGAGUGCAAUGGCCUCCCAGAAGUCGCCCACUACUGGAAGCAGGUAGUGUCGAUCAACGACUAUCAGAAGACGAGAUUCGUCAAGCGUGUUGUCUCCUCCAUGUUCAACACGGUCUCGGGUAAGAAGAUUGCCAUCCUCGGGUUUGCUUUCAAGAAGGACACUGGUGACACCCGCGAAACUCCCGCCAUUGAUGUCUGUCAUGGCCUUCUUGGUGACAAGGCUCAGCUCAGCAUCUAUGACCCCCAGGUCACUGAGGAUCAAAUCAAGCGCGACUUGGCCAUGAACAAAUUCGACUGGGACCAUCCCCAGCACUUGCAGCCCCAGAGCCCCACCGCAUUCAAGCAAGUCUCCGUAGUGUGGGAUGCAUAUGAAGCAUGCAAGGAUGCCCACGGCAUUUGUAUCAUCACUGAAUGGGAUGAGUUCAAGAAGCUCGACUACCAAAAACUAUACGACAACAUGCAGAAGCCCGCGUUCCUUUUCGACGGCCGCAAUGUUCUUAACGUUGAGGAGAUGCGCAAGAUUGGGUUCGUGGUCUACUCCAUAGGCAAGCCCCUUGACCCAUGGGUCAAGGAUUUACAGGUAUCCAUCUAGAUUUAGAACUGUAGCGCAUCACUGAUUCCCAUUCACUUACUUACUCGAUUGAUUCUUUAUUUCUGAUUGAUUGUAACCGGUCAGAAAACAUCCUAGUCUCCUUCUGUAACCUCGACAUCCUUGGAAUCGACUCUCCUGGCUGCGAUGCAGGUAGGGGAUACAUGUGGACACUAGUAUAGAAAACAAUACUGCACUGAGUGCCUUGAUGCGUGGCUGCACAUAUUGAAUGAAGCUGAGCUGAUUUUGAUAUUUAGACCUGGCGCUAGAUUUGAGGUUCUAGGCCUGGUGCACACGUUCCUAGGUCAGAUGGGGUCCUCUGUAGUUCGGAGGCGGUGGGUUUUGCUUCAGAUGUUCAUGUCAAGGAGAGCGUGUGACUCCAGAGCUGCAAUAUGCGCAUUAUAAAUGAAUCAUCACGUUGUGGUGUUACCGUCCUAGUGAA
Physcomitrium patens is the source of this 2121-nucleotide messenger RNA. RefSeq names its product UDP-glucose 6-dehydrogenase 4. The record is from RefSeq and is a predicted model, not a curated record. Gene Ontology annotation, cellular component: nucleus. Gene Ontology annotation, biological process: glycosaminoglycan biosynthetic process. Gene Ontology annotation, molecular function: NAD binding; UDP-glucose 6-dehydrogenase activity. NCBI's taxonomy places the organism in Eukaryota, Viridiplantae, Streptophyta, Bryopsida, Funariales, Funariaceae.